Messenger RNA from Ostreococcus tauri, 1308 nucleotides. Its product is annotated as Metridin-like ShK toxin. Gene Ontology annotation, biological process: peptidyl-proline hydroxylation to 4-hydroxy-L-proline. The record is from RefSeq and is a predicted model, not a curated record. The transcript has a single exon. Bases 1 to 1308 code for a protein of 435 amino acids. Lineage: Eukaryota; Viridiplantae; Chlorophyta; Mamiellophyceae; Mamiellales; Bathycoccaceae. Gene Ontology annotation, cellular component: endoplasmic reticulum. Gene Ontology annotation, molecular function: L-ascorbic acid binding; procollagen-proline 4-dioxygenase activity; iron ion binding.
AUGAUCCCAACCGUGACGCACACGACGCCGAGCAAGUCGAGCAGGCGCGGGCCCUCGUUCUGGAGCGCGCUCACGGCGGACGGAAGAGCUGGCGCGAACUCGCGGUCGGAUGAGUAUGAGAAUGCCAAGACGCGCCCGAGACGCUACGGCGCACUCGCGGCUCGAGGAAGAACCGACUACACGAUAGCGACAUUACUGAUGCUUGUUCUCUAUCUCACCCACGCCCUGCUUGCGCGCGAACGCGGUGGUGACUCUUAUCAAGGUGGACGCCCGACGGUCGGCGUGACGCGCGCGAGGCGGAUAGGACCGACGGACCGAGAUGAAGAUAUGGCGCUUGCGCGCACGGUGCGAUCCAAGAAUUACAGCGCCACGAACGUCCCGAAGAGCUUUUACGGUCGCGCGGCGCUUUUGAAAGACGAGGCAGGUUUUCCGUCAACGCCGCCGUUGGUGUUGAGCUCUAAGAAGCCAAAGGCGUACCUGAUGCGGAACUUUCUGAGCCCGCAGGAGUGCGAUCACUUAAUGAUGCUCGCGAAGAGAGAGCUCGCACCAUCGACUGUUGUGGGGGACGGAGGAUCUUCGGUCGCGUCAGAAAUUCGAACCAGUGCCGGGAUGUUUUUGCGCAAAUCCCAAGACGACACUGUGCGCGAGAUAGAGGAGCGCAUAGCGCGGCUGAGUGGUGUGCCGGUAGAUAACGGCGAAGGCAUGCAGAUUCUGCGGUACGAUAAAGGACAGAAAUACGAUCCGCACUUCGAUUAUUUUCAUGACAAGGUGAAUCCGGCGCCGAAACGUGGUGGACAGCGAGUGGCGACGGUGCUUAUCUACCUUGUCGACACUGAAGAAGGCGGUGAGACAACCUUCCCGAACGGCAGAUUGCCUGAAAAUUUUGAGGAGGACGAACCGGAUAACCCAUUCGCGGCGCAUAUCAAACACACUGACUGCGCGAAGAAUGGAAUUCCGGUGAAGAGCGUUCGCGGUGAUGCGAUUUUAUUCUUUUCAAUGACGAAGGAUGGAGAGCUCGACCACGGCUCACUUCACGGAGCAUGUCCUGUGAUUGCCGGGCAGAAAUGGACGGCAGUCAAAUGGCUGAGAGUGGCUAAAUUUGACGGUGGAUUCAAAGACGAACUGCCGAUGAUCCCCUUGACGCGACGCACUGAGAGAGAGCCUUGCGUGGAUGAGUGGGACGACUGCGCUUCAUGGGCCAGAGACGGUUGGUGUGAGCGCAAUCCCGAGUUCAUGAAGUUCGCUGGUGCGCGCGAUUCUCACACCCCAGCAUGCCCCAAGUCGUGCGGCCUGUGUACCUCGACGUGA